Medicago truncatula (barrel medic) is the source of this 540-nucleotide messenger RNA. RefSeq names its product probable pectinesterase 53. The record is from RefSeq and is a predicted model, not a curated record. The coding region runs from base 1 to 540 and encodes 179 amino acids. Gene Ontology annotation, biological process: cell wall modification; pectin catabolic process. Gene Ontology annotation, molecular function: pectinesterase activity. NCBI's taxonomy places the organism in Eukaryota, Viridiplantae, Streptophyta, Magnoliopsida, Fabales, Fabaceae. The transcript has 4 exons.
AUGUCCUCUCAAGACGGCGUCGGUCGAGUUCAUGGCGGUGUGAUUCUUAGCGGCUUCGAUGAUGAGACGGAUGCCCGGAGGUUUCUCAAAGAGUUGUGGAGUGCAAUCUUUAUGGUGAAGGCUGCUUUUUUAAAAGAGAAGUGGGGUUGCACACUAAACUCCACUGCCAAAGGCGUGUCCUAUAUCACUGCUCAACAACGCUCCGAUAGGUCAUCGGAAAGUGGAUUUUCAUUUGUAAACAGCACGGUAAAAGGCAGCGGACUUGUUUAUCUGGGAAGACCAUGGGCUAAUUACUCAAGAGUUGUUUUCUCUUAUACCUAUAUGGACAAAAAUGUUCUCCCUAAAGGAUGGGAUAAUCAUUUUGAUGACGAGAAAAACGUGACAAAAUUAUAUUAUGGCGAAUACAAGUGCUUCGGACCUGGAUCCAACUUCACCGAAAGAGCUCCAUGGGUACGACGUCUGACAGAUGAAGAGGCCCAACAAUUCAUCAGCAUACAGUUCAUCCUAGGAAAUACAUGGCUCAAUGGCCCUCACAAUUAG